Molecule: messenger RNA, 2657 nt
Organism: Tribolium madens (black flour beetle)
Lineage: Eukaryota; Metazoa; Arthropoda; Insecta; Coleoptera; Tenebrionidae
Gene: Wdr24
Product: GATOR complex protein WDR24
Exons: 6
Coding region: 194-2476 (760 amino acids)
Biological process (GO): positive regulation of TOR signaling
Molecular function (GO): protein binding
Source: RefSeq, a predicted model, not a curated record
GCGUAUUUAGAUCCUCUUAACCUCACAUUUUUGUCAAAUAUUAAGAAUUAUCUAUCGAAAGUAUUUAUUUAUUUAUGAUAAUAAACGACCUCAAGUGAAUCUGCCACUAACAUCUAAUUAUAAAUUAGACUUUAUCAGUGUAAUUUUUAUAAUGGUUUAAUUUUCUGAAAGACGUGUUAAGAACAUGUAAACAAUGGCUACAUUUCACGUUUUACAAGAAGGUCCGGUAAAUGCUUUAGCAUUAAAUAGAGACAACACUCAGGUAGCAAUUGGUGGACGCAAUGUGUUUAAAGUUUACACAAUUGAAGAAGACAAAUUUCGAGAAGUAUGCAACUUGCGAGCAUCAAAACAUCUCAACUUGAGUUUUUCUUGCAAUGAUGUUUCCUGGAGUUGGACUGACGAUCAUUAUUUGGCCACUGCCGCCACCAAUGGCCAUGUUUGUGUGUGGAAUCUAACAAAAAUGGGCAAAGCGAUGCAAGAACAAGACUAUCAAGAACACAAACGUACAGUUAACAAAGUGAAUUUUCAUGCCAGUGAGCCAAAUAGACUCAUAUCAGGCUCUCAAGACGGCACAAUGCGUUAUUUUGAUAUUCGCGUUAAAAACGCUGUUGCUAUUUUUUACAGUAACACAGAGAGUGUGCGUGAUGUACAAUUCAGUCCUCAUAAUCCGUACACUUUUGCGGCCGUUUCAGAAAAUGGAAGCGUCCAAUUGUGGGACGUGAGGAGGUCUGAUAAAUGCCAACAGCAAUUUGCUGCACACAGUGGACCAAUUUUUGCAUGUGAUUGGCAUCCAGAGAACACGUGGUUGGCUACUGCUAGUAGGGAUAAAACAAUCAAAGUCUGGGAUUUGACGAGCAAACUGACUUUGGAAUAUACUAUUCAUACUAUAGCUUCUAUAGGACAUGUCAAGUGGCGCCCUCAACGCCGAUUUCAUAUAGCUUCAUGUGCUUUAGUUGUCGAUUGUAGCAUAAACAUAUGGGAUGUGAGACGGCCCUAUAUUCCUUAUGCUGCUUUUAAUGAACACAAGGAUACUCCAAGUGGGGUGGCUUGGAAGGAGGACCCUCAUGUUUUUCUUAGUAGUGGUCGGGACAGUACUUUGUACCAGCAUUCAUUCGAUUACGCUAGCCGACCUGCUAAAAAAGCUAAUCCUCAAGGUGUCUCAUUAAACAAUCGAGGUGAGAUUUUGUACGCUCACAAAACUAAUGUUAGCACUUUGGUUAAAGCACCAGUUGGUAUAAUAAGGAAAACAUCAACAACACAAUCACCUGAUCUUUUCCACUUAGCUUCCAGUUUAAUGCAUCAGUUUACCUUGUCCAACGAAAACAAAUGCGAAUCGGAGAUUUUCAUUGGUUUAGCCAAGAAUUACAUAUUGAGUGGACGGAGUUUAUCUGAAAUGUGCGAACAUAAUUCAGCGGUAGCAAACAAAUACGGAAAAAACCAAAUCUCUGUCGUAUGGAAAAUAAUGAAAACGAUGUAUGGCGAAGAGUAUUUACAAACUAGUAGCAAUAACAAUAAUCGAGAAGAUAUUAUUUCACAUAACAAUAUGGGUUUAGAUCACAGUAAUGAGAACGAUCAAAGAUCACGUGGUGGUGACACUCCUGCGGCUCAGUUUAGUGAUGAGACUGAAAACGAGGAUCAAGUCGAUCACAUCGCGAUCUACAAUAACGGCUUUCCUACAUAUUUGAAUAUUAGAACAGGUUUACCGAAAGGAGAUUUCUCUUUUGGAGAGAACGAGUUGGAUAUGGAGUUGGAUGGGAUUAUGACGGACUUCCAGAGCGGUUAUCGAAAUUUCGUGACGCCUCAGCAGGAUUUUGUUCUACCAAACGAAGCAUUUCAUAUUAGACACGAAAUCAGAAAUCGGUCGCCGCCUCCUGACAAAUUUCCCAAUAAUUUUCCUCCUGUGAUGAGUGACGACCAAAAUAUACCGUUUGAAGAGCAACCAAAUAAUCUUCUUACAGUGUCUUGUUUACCAAAAAUGCCUUUGUGGGAUCCUUCAAGUAUCGUUUUGGAUGCUUUAAAACAUCACGCGAUGUUGGGAGACGUCCAAACGGCCGCUUGUGUCUUAAUCGUUCUCGGCGACCAAAGAAAAUGUUUGAAUGAUUUAGAUGAAAGUACACAAGAGCAUUGGCUUUUGGGCUACAUUGAAUUGUUGAGUCGAUUCCAACUCUGGAAUAUCGCCACACAAAUUAUCAAAUUAUCUUGGAUACCUGCCGUUGAACAAUUGAAUCAACAAUCCACUAGAUUUAACACUAAUUGCAGCAAAUGUAGUAAAGCGUUGCAAAGAAUUGGAUGGCUUUGUGACAGAUGUCAUUCGUCACAAUAUGCGUCUUGUAGUGUAUGUCAUCAAGUUGUUAAAGGAUUGUACGCUUGGUGUCAAGGUUGUUCGCACGGAGGACAUUUAUUACAUAUGAAGCAAUGGUUUGCUGUUAAUAAAAUGUGUCCCACAGGGUGUAGACAUUUGUGCGAAUAUAAGUGAUUUUUUUUAUUUAAUCAUUUACUGGUUUAUUUAUUUGAAAGAUUUUUUCCCAUGGAAAUUAAGUGACAAAAAGAAGGUCAGAAAUUUGCGUGAUGACAGUAGUGUUUAAAAUAAUAAGUGAGAUAUAUUAUGUCGUAAUUAGUCAUUUAUAAUUACAAAUAAUAAAGACUUUUUAUCAUCA